Molecule: messenger RNA, 3461 nt
Organism: Podarcis muralis (Common wall lizard)
Lineage: Eukaryota; Metazoa; Chordata; Lepidosauria; Squamata; Lacertidae
Gene: TOR4A
Product: torsin family 4 member A
Cellular component (GO): nuclear envelope; endoplasmic reticulum lumen
Molecular function (GO): ATP hydrolysis activity; ATP binding
Source: RefSeq, a predicted model, not a curated record
CUUAGGAGGAGUGGGGGCGUGAUGUGACUAUCAUGAAGGGACCCUUUGCUUCUGAAUUUGCCAUCAGGCAACUGCUGUUAAUGUAGUAUAAGAGUGCUUUAAAUACAUGGUGUGGAUCCUACCUGAGAGAAAUCAGAACUGACAGGUUCACCCACACCUGAGCUCAUGUAAAACUCAGCCGGAUGGGGACAAAACUAGAUUUAGAUGGCUGUGCCUGUCAUUGGCUCUGGUGCCACCUAUUUCUGGGCUCCCUGACUUCUGCCAAUGGGCAGCAGCCUUCACAGCCGGGGCUUUCUAGUAAUCUGAGAGAGAACUGGUUUAUUUCCUCUGUUUGCUGCUGGCUGGAACUCCUCUUCCUGGCUGCCAUGACGGACCAAACGUACAGAAAGUGCAUCGUUGAUUCUGUAGCGUCUGACUCAUGGUUUGGGUUUAUGUGGUAAGAACAGAGCCCUUGCAUGGAUUCACUGGCUUCCUCAAAAUAUAACUACCAAGAACACUAGAAGCCCCUUUUGUUCCUUCCUGUGCAGUAUGUAACAGGAAGAAAACGAUUAAAGGGGGUUAAACUUUAAGAACAGAGGAAGAACUCUGUAGCAUUGAACCGAAAGGUCCAUUGAGUAAAAGUAUCCUGUUUCCACAAGCCUGGCAUGAGAAGGCGGGAAAGCGAGACCCACGGCAAGAGCUCACAAUGGAGGGCCGGAAGCAGGCCUUGAAAAGCCCCCAGAAGCUCUCUCUGCUCUCAUCCCCAGUGCGGGCUGCCAUUCGCCUGCGGAGGACAGCUCAUGCCUUUAAGAAGAACUUCCUGCCUGGGGACUCCAAAGCGAAGCUUCUCCAGCGGCAGAUCUCCUUGGGGAAGGCCAGACUGGGCAGUGCCUCCACCUCCCUCUUGAGCCAAGCGAGCUUUGAGAGUUCUCAGUACUUCACUUUUGAUACCUCGGUGCAGGAGCCCUCAACCAGAUCCAGCAAGCGGAGGAAGAGGUCCAAGAACCCCAGGGUAUUGUACCCAGGAAACUCCAGGAAAUACCUCCCUGCCGAGCACAAGAGCAAAGCCAAGAGGUGCCUCCUGUUGCUUGUAGGAAUUGUCUGCUUCCAGAUCCUGAACGCCAUCGAGAAUCUGGACGAUAACCUCCUGAAAUAUGAUCUGGAUGGUCUGGAGAAGACAAUGCACCGAGAGGUUUUUGGGCAGGCCUUAGCAGUCGAGAGCAUUGUGGCGUUGCUCAAGGACUACCUGGCAACCCACAUACACAACAAACCACUGGUCAUCUCCUUCAACGGCCCAAGUGGGGUUGGGAAGAGCCACGUCGGUUGGCUGCUAGCCAAACAUUUCAGGUCAGUCAUGGGGCACAGCUCUGUGCUCCAUUACUUCGCCAUGCACCACUGCCCAGACAGCGCUUCCACAUCAGCCUGCCAGCAAGAUUUAUCUAAGACGAUCAGCGAGAUGGUCACCCAAGCCGAAAUUGAAGAGAAGAUCCCUGUGUUUAUCCUGGACGAGGUGGAGUUCAUGUCUACGGCCUUGCUGGAAACACUGGGCGGGUUCUUCCAGACGAACCAAACCAACGAGUUCCUCAAUGCUGUGUACAUCCUGAUAAGCAACCUGGGGGGCAACGAGGUCGCCAAUGUUCUCCUUCAGAAUGCCUCUGGCGACCUACUGCAGCCCCAGAAGAAGGUGGAGUUGCUGCAGGCUGCUCUCCGUCCUGUCCUUGACCAAGUCCACCCUCUUUGGAUGUUGGCGGAGAUCGUUCCCUUCGUCUUGCUGGAGAAGAGCCACAUCCUGAGCUGCUUCUAUGAGGAGAUGAUGAGCGAAGGCCUUUAUCCCGAUCCGAGCCACGUGGAGAGCUUAGCCAGCCAGAUCAACUAUUACACUCAAGGGGGCCAACAGUAUGCCAUCACCGGUUGUAAGCAAGUUAUAGCCAAGGUGAAUCUACUGUAAAGGACAAGUGGGAACUUCUGACAAAAGGGCUGCUUUCCCCCUCUUUUCAUUAUGGAAGGGUGAACUGCAGGGGUCGAGAACUUUCAGCCCAUGGACCAAAUGCGGCCUUCCAGGCUUCAUUAUCCCUCACGUGUACUGGGUUGACCAAUGUCUAGACUUAUUUGCAAAUGUAUAGGGAUGAGAGCAACAUGGCUUUUGGUCGCCAGAAUGUACAGCUAGGAAUAUAGGAAGCGAAGGACUUACACUUGAGAUUGCUUUUUUCCUCUUCCCUCCCAUUUCUUUUUUACCUCACGUGUCAUGUCUUUUUAGAUUGUGAGCCUGACAGCAAAGGACUGCCUUAGUACUGAUUAUUGUGAGCUGCUCAUUUUCUUUCUUUCUUUCUUUCUUUCUUUCUUUCUUUCUUUCUUUCUUUCGGGUGUGAAUGCCAUGAAUAAAUAAAUAUGCCUUUGGGAAGAGGGAUGAUUUUUCAACCACUCUGAAAACUGUAGCUCUGGAAGGGCAAUAGGGGGUUGUCUAGCAACUCUCAGCAGUCUUAUCAAACGACACUCUUAGGAUUCUUUGGGGGAAGCCAUGACUGUUUAAAGUGAUAUAAUACUGCUUGAAGUGUAUAGUGUGGAUGGAGCCCUGGGCAUUACUGGAGUUGAAGGAAAGGCAUAACUCUCAGGGUGUUAAUGUGAAGCAAGGCCAGUGAGAGGUGUGGCCACGGGAGAGUUCUGAGGGCCAGAUAGAGAGGACUUGAGGGCCACAUUUGGUCCUCAGGCCCUGAGGUUCACCAUCCCAGCUAUAAAUGCUUUUGAAUCGGGCUUUUUCCUUUAAAGGGGCACCAGCAAGUUUCCAAUCUUGAACUGGUGGCUCCCAAGGGUUGAAAUAGAAGAAAGCCUCUUUGAGUCAUGGGUAAAAGAGAAAAUCUUACACAAUUACAAGGAGAAACAAAGAUUAGAAUAUAACUGCAUUUAAUCCUGAUGGUUUUAAAUAAAAGUUGCCUCCAGAUGGAGGUUUAAUACUGUAAACAGGUCAUUCAGAUAUUGCAAAUGAGUUGUUGGCAAAAAAAAUUUUUUUUUUAAAAAAAGACUGCAUUUGCAGCUUCUAAAUCUGGAUUAAAUGGGAUGGCAGGAUACAAGCUGGCAUUUUGAUGCAGAUGUUGUCAUGUGGAUGCUACAUAAAGCCUGAAUGGAUGAGGAGCACCGAUCCUGUCUGGAAGCCCCCAAGUUCUUUGCUGUUCCAUAACACUGUCAAUUUAAAAAGCAGCAAUGUUUUCUCAAAAACACAGUCAAAAAUUAAAUUAAAAAGUUGGAAAAAAUGUCAAUCUAAUCAUAUUAUCAGUACUGUAUUGAUUUUGGUUUAUUAGUAUUCUUUGAUAAAGAAGCAGCAAAAAUGGGCUGUAGCCAAUGCUAUUCGGAGCAGACACAUUGAAAUGGAUGAAUGUGACUCAUUAACACUUCUGCUUGUCCCAGCACUUUCCCUGGGAAAACCCACUCUUUACCCCUGAACCAUAGUAAAUGUCAAUUGGAAAACUGCUUGGAUCCAUGCUUUC